GGACGCGGCACUGGCGGCAGGCGGGCGGCAGGCAGGCUGAAGAGCUUCAGCCUUCAGUGCAGAUUCGCUUUGCUGACGUUCUAGAAAGUUUGGAGUCCUCCCAAUCCCAAUGUCUGCUCGAGUCAACUGUCAUUUAUGGAGGUCCUGUCACUCCUCAUCCCAUCAAUGAUCAAGGCCGAUAAGAGAAAGACUUUCCCUGCUAAAUUGUCCCAUCGAAAGCCGGCCUUUCCAGCAGGUCCAACUUGCCGCCAUCGUUCAACCGCUCCUCCACUUUUUGGAAGAGCUUUCUCCUUCUCUUCGACAGGGCUCUUUCGUAGCUGAGUAAGAGCCCACGGCAUCUUAAGAAGAUGGCCUCUUCUUUGGCCAGCUGCAGGGCUUUUGGAGGCGCCCUUCAAGUUGCGCCGAUCAGAUAUGGAAUGCAAUGCAAAGCGUCCACCUCGUCGAGCCAGGAAAGGUUGUUUAGACCUCAGCUUACCCAACGCAGUGUUGUGCUGGGGAUGAGGCUUCCACUGGUCCCUCAAGGCCGCUCCAAAGUGCGUAUGACUGCCACCUCACCAAACGAAGCCAUAAGUGGAGACCUCCCUUCUGAGGCUGUGAUUGAGGAUGCUACGCGAUUUGGAGUGUCCUUUCCAAAGACACUCUUUGAAUUCUCUGGCAAGCCUGGCUGGGGCAAGAGAGGCGACCCGUGGCAGCACCAUUUCGGCCUCCCGACCGCCCCCGGCGCCAACAAUUCCGCCACGUACCCCCAGUAUGACGUCACGCUCAACAACAUCACGUUCCACAAGAGCUUCGGCCACCUGUUCGCAACCCUCAACUUCCUCAUCCCGACCGUCAUGUUCUGGAACGACCCCACUCGCCAACCGAUCGUGCUGCUGCUCGCGUUUUGCACGGCGCAGACGGCCUUCGAGCACAUCUUCCACAUUGUGACCAAUCAGAUCCACUUCGUGCACCUCUGGAAGCAGAUUCCGAUCCUGGGUGCCGGCGCUCUGGCCCUCUACUACGGUGCCUGGGACGCUGCCCAGUCGGGCCCCCGCGACCUGCUUUUCUACGAGUGGUGGUACUUCCUGACCGUCUUUGUGGGCGGCACAAUCUUCGAGGGCUUCGUCACCCACUUUGGCAAGUUCUGGCCGGUCAAAGCCCCCGGAAGCGAAUGAGGCCAAAAUGACCCGGUCAGGCGUGGCCGGUCGAAGGCAUCGUCAUGUUGUGCAAUUAGCGUAAAUGAGUGUUUAUGUGAGUGCAUUAGUGCGCAGUGACGAAGUGUGUAAAAAGGGCUUGGCAUUGUGUUUGGAUAAUCAGGGAGAUUGGAGUCUUGGUUCGAAAACAUCGGGAGUAUUAUCCCGUGUGUAGGAUGCAUUCUACUUUUGUACAUUCUGGGAAGACCGUACAUUUUUACACAAGACCUAUACUUACAGAUAAUAUAGUAUGUAUAUGCGAGAUAGAUUUGACAUUGAGUUUUAUCUUGACAUUGAUAAUAUAGAUACAUUUGCCAAGAGAUUGAGAGGAAGGGCCGCCAAAAAUAUGUGAUUUAAUGAAGCUCACACAUCUUAAGAAAGCAAAAAUCUGAAUCUUAUCAAACUUGAAAGCCC
Klebsormidium nitens is the source of this 1586-nucleotide messenger RNA. NCBI's taxonomy places the organism in Eukaryota, Viridiplantae, Streptophyta, Klebsormidiophyceae, Klebsormidiales, Klebsormidiaceae. The record is from the annotation of a GenBank genome assembly.